Molecule: messenger RNA, 615 nt
Organism: Exophiala bonariae
Lineage: Eukaryota; Fungi; Ascomycota; Eurotiomycetes; Chaetothyriales; Herpotrichiellaceae
Exons: 1
Coding region: 1-615 (204 amino acids)
Biological process (GO): nucleoside phosphate metabolic process; ribose phosphate metabolic process
Cellular component (GO): nucleus
Molecular function (GO): ADP-ribose diphosphatase activity
Source: RefSeq, a predicted model, not a curated record
AUGCCGCAAGAUCCUGUCAUAACCUCUGUCACCGACUUGGCUUCAUCAGACGCAAAAUGGGUGUCGCUCAAGAAAGUCGAAUACAUUGAUCAACUAGGCACAGCUCGUUCAUGGGAAAUAGCCGUUCGAAAGACAACAGCCAAGUCCGGCGUCGAUGCCGUUGCCAUUGGAAACAUCCUACUUCAUCCUUCCAAACCACCGAGCACUCUUCUGGUCAUCCAGUACCGGCCACCGAUCGGCAAAUUCACUGUCGAAUGGCCAGCGGGUCUAGUCGAUGAACAUGAGUCUGCGGAGCAAGCAGCUAUUAGAGAAAUGAAAGAAGAGACUGGCUAUUCUUGCAAGAUCCUUGAUGUCGGCCCCGUGUUGGCAAGUGAUCCGGGGCUUGCCAAUGCUACACUGCAACUGGUGAUGAUGGAGGUGCAGCUGGACGAGAAAGAGAGCAUGCCCGAGCAAAAGUUGGACGAGGGGGAAUUGAUCGAGCGUGUGGUUGUGCCUUUGAGUGAAUUAUAUGAUCGACUGAUGAACUGGAGUAAGGACGAUAAGUUCAUGGUUGCUGGCAAAUUGUUCUUCUUUGCGGCAGGACUACAUUUUGCAAAGCAAGGAAACUAUAUUUGA